Messenger RNA from Lactuca virosa, 321 nucleotides. The record is from the annotation of a GenBank genome assembly. NCBI's taxonomy places the organism in Eukaryota, Viridiplantae, Streptophyta, Magnoliopsida, Asterales, Asteraceae.
AUGGAUCAUCGAGAGUGGGACGAAAAUCAUCAGGUGGUCGACUCACCAUUUCACUUGCCAGGGGAUCUCUCCCCACAGGGCGAUGACGCACCAGUACUUGUCGCUGAGAGCGAACCGGAAGAGGAUUCAAGCAUGGACCUGAAGGAGGAGCUCGAACGAAAACCUGUUGAAUCAAUCGCAGAUGUGACUCCUAUAGAGGACGAUGAGCCUGUUGAGUCCCCGGUACCUAUCUCUUACUACUUCGGUUCUAGAAUACCACGAGAUCGGAAGCAUGCACAUAGGUCUAUCUCGACUUGUGGCGGUGUCAAGAAAAACCCUUGA